Peronospora matthiolae is the source of this 3825-nucleotide messenger RNA. NCBI's taxonomy places the organism in Eukaryota, Oomycota, Peronosporomycetes, Peronosporales, Peronosporaceae. The record is from the annotation of a GenBank genome assembly.
AUGACGAACUCGUCCCGUCAGCCGCACGACCGCGUGCUCACUCUCUCGCUUCGUUUACUACAAUUCGUCACGUCUGUCGUGGCUCUAGCGCUCGUGGUCAGCAGCUUCCAACCGCAAAAACGGACGUUCCAGACAGACCGAGGCGAGACGCGCGAAUUGACCGUCUAUUAUGGCGGUCCAGCCGUUACUUUUGCCGUGCUCGUGUGCUUCUCCGCGAGUCUCUACUCUUCGGUUCUACUGCUGUUCACCUUUAUGCGUGGCACUAAGGUCCCCACGUCCACCCCCUGGAGCUUUGGCAUCGACGCCCUCUUGACCAUGCUCUUUAUGAGCGCUGGCUGUGCCCUCGCUGCUAGUGACUACAUGCGGUACUGCAACGUGCUCCACGACGUCGUGCAGUGCGUGUACUUGGCAUCAGGUGCCGCCUUGUGCUUUAUGGCGUUCGUGAGCUUCCUCCUGAACGUCGCGUGGGGCGCGUGGAGACGCAACUCGUGGAUCCCGUCGAGUGACAAGGUCCCACAUGAUGCCCCAAAUACUAUCGAGACGGUGCUCCAGUCAGGUGCCCCAAGUGACGUCUUGGUGCUGGGGAAUACCGAGCUCGAUCGCGAGCGCACGACCACGACCACGUAUGUGAUGAUGAUAACGGCAUUGGUUGGAGUCGCAAUCGACAGUACCUUUGGACUUGUCGCGGUGGCGGAAAACGAUCCUUUUCCAACGAUGAGAGCAGAGACUGAACUUGGUUACGAGGCACGGCGUCUACGGGCGCAGUUGGAAGGGGGAAGUGUAUCUACGGGAGCUGAUAGUUCUCGACCUUCGUUGCGAGCUCUCGGCGAAGACACGUUGACCGUGCCAGAAGAAAAUGAAGGCGGAGAUAGCGAAGAGGGUGAAGGUGGCGGUGAAGACGAAGAAGAAGAAAACGAAGGUGGCGGUGGAGACGGUGGAGAAAGCGAACCUUUAGCUGAAGGCAGUGAAGUGAGCAACCACUUUGAUGAAGGCAGCAGCGUUGCAGGAAGCAAACCUACCGGUGAAAGCAGUCCUGAAAGUGAAGAGAGCGCAAGUAAACGUGAUAGUAGUGGAUCAAGCCAACGUACUGGUGAUGUCAGUAUCGAUAGCGAAGGAAACGGUGACGAUGCUGGGAUUUUCGGCAGCGUCAGUAACGAAGAAGCAGAAAACGAUGUCGAUAGCGAAGAAAGCGAAGGUGGUGGCGGUGAAAAUGACGAAGAAAGCGAAGGUGACGGUGAAAAUGGGGGAGAAGGUGAAACUGGAGGAGAAGGCGAACGUAGCGCUGAAGGCAGCGAAGUCUCUCCGUCUAUUGUUGAACCUCUGCUGGUUCCUGGCGUGACUUCGGAAGCAGCGGUUGCACACGGAAGUGGCUCGAUGGCUCCCAUGGAGCUCUCCGAGGGGGAUCACGCUGCCAUCAGCAGUGAAGCUGACGAAGAAACGAAUGAAGAGGAGGUAGAAGAUGACGGUGACAGUGAAGACAGCGAUAGCGAUAGCGACAGUGACAGCGACAGUGACAGUGAUAGCGACAGUGAUAGCGACAGUGACAGCGACAGCGAAGAAAGCGAAGGUAGCAGUGUAACCGGAGAAGAAAAUGAAGGUGGAGAUAGCGAAGAGAGUAAAGGUGGCGGUGAAGACGGCGAAGAAAGCGAAAGUGGCAGUGUAACCGGGGAAGAAAACGAAGGUGGAGAUAGCGAAGAGAGUAAAGGUGGCGGUGAAGAUGGCGAAGAAAGUAAAGGUGGCGGUGACAACGGCGAAGAAAGUGAAGGUGGCGAAGAAAGUGAAACUGGCGAAGAAAGUGAAGGUGGCAGUAAAAACGGUGACGAUAGCAGAGGUGGCGGUGGAGGCAGCAUCGCAGCAAGCGAACUUACCAGUGAAAUCAGUCUUGAAAAUGAAGAAAGCGGAAGUACAGGUGAUGGUAGUGGAUCAAGCGAACGUACCGGUGAAAUCACUUUUAAAAGCGAAGGAAGCGGUGACGAUACUGGGAUCCUCGGUAGCGGCAAUGAAGAAGACGCAGAAAACGAUGACGAUAGCGAAGAAAGCGAAGGAAAUGGUGAUGAGGGCGAAGAAAGCGAAGGUGGCAGUGAAAACGGCGAAGAAAGCGAAGGCAGCGGUGAAGGCAGUGGAGCAAGCAAACAGUUUGAUGAAGGCAGCAGCAACGCAGUGGGCGAACUUAUUGGUGAAAUCAGCCUUGAAAGUGAAGAAAGCGCAAGUAAAGGUGAUGGUAGCGGAGCAAGCGGAAUCAGUCUUGAAAGCAAAGGAAGCGGUGACGAUACUGGGAUCCUCGGCAGCGGCAAUGAAGAAAAAGCAGCGAACGGUGACGAUAGCGAAGAAAGCGAAGAAAAUGGUGAUGAAGGCGAAGAAAGCGAAGGUGGCGGUGAAAACGGCGAAGAAAGCAAAAAUGGUGUUGAAGGCAGUGAAGCGAAUAAACUUCUUGGAGAAGGCAUCAGUAGCAGCGAAGAAAGUGCCGGUAACGAUGAAGAUGACGAGGUCAGCGAGCACGAUGGUGAAAGCAUCGGCAGCCAACACAGUGGACGCAAUGUCAGUAGCAUCGGCAGCCAAGAAACCGAAUACAAUGGUGAAGGCUUCGGCAGUAAAGAAAGCGGAUACAACAGCGAAGGCAUCAGCAACGGAAGAAGCGAUUACACAGGUGAAGGCGUCAGCAUCGAAGAAAGCGGACACAGUGUCAGUAACACCGGCGGCCAAAAAAGUGAAUACAAUGGUGAAGGCACCAGCAACGAAAAAAACGAUUACACCGAUGAAGGCAUCGGCAACGAAGAAGCAGGUACACGUAGUGUUGAACUGAUCGGUGGCCAAGAUGGCGAACACAACGGUGAAGGAACUAGCAGCCAAAAGAGCGGACACACUGGUACAGGCAUCAGCAACAAGAAAAGCGAGCACAAUGGUGAAGGCAUCAGUAACGAAAACAGCAAGCACAAUGGUGAAGGCACCAACGUCCAAGAAAUCGGACACAAUGGUGAAGGCAUCAGUAACGAAGUAAGCGGACACAGGGUCGAAGGCAUCAGUAACGAAAACAGCAAGCACAAUGGUGAAGGUACCAACGUCCAAGAAAGCGGACAUAAUGGUGAAGGCAUCAGUAACGAAGUAAGCGGACACAAGGGUGAAGGAACUAGCAGCCAAGAAAGCGGACACAGUGUCGAAGACAUUAAGGUUGAAAAUAGCGGACCCAAUGGUGAAGUUAUCGGCAGUCAAGUGAACAGACACGAUGGUGAAGGCAUCAGUAACGAGGAGAGCAAUCACAAUGAAGAAGGCACUAGCAGCCAAAAGACCGUACACAAUGGUGAAGGCACCAGCAACAACAAAGCAAGCACAGGUGAUGAUAAGUUAAAUGACAGCCAAGAAAGCGGACGCAGGAUCGGAGGCAUCAAGAACGAAAAAAGCGGACUCAAUGGUGAAGACACCAGCAACAACAAAGCAAGCACAGGUGAUGAUAAGUUAAAUGACAGCCAAGAAAGCGGACGCAGGAUCGGAGGCAUCAAGAACGAAAAAAGCGGACUCAAUGGUGAAGACACCAGCAACAAAAGGAGCAGUUACAAAGGUGAAGGUGAUGGCAACCAAGAGAGCGGACACAAUGCCAAAGGCCCCGGUAGCCAAGAAAGCGGAUACAACGCUGAACGCAUCGGCAGCGAAAGAAGAGGAAGUCGCGCAGAAGACAGCGGCGGCAAAGGAUACAAAGGUCGCCAUGCAAGCCGACCCAGUGCAGACAGCGAAGGUCACCACGAAGACCAAUUCAGCGCAGAUAGCGAGCGUCGUAGUCAAGACAGCAAGUCUAGCGUUGACGUGAGCUGCCAUAUGAUGGAUAGGUGA